Molecule: messenger RNA, 6797 nt
Organism: Phyllopteryx taeniolatus (common seadragon)
Lineage: Eukaryota; Metazoa; Chordata; Actinopteri; Syngnathiformes; Syngnathidae
Gene: arhgap21b
Product: Rho GTPase activating protein 21b
Biological process (GO): signal transduction
Molecular function (GO): protein binding
Source: RefSeq, a predicted model, not a curated record
AGGUGGACUCCCAGGGAGUUGGGAACGCUCGAAGCAAGGGAGAGAAGCGAGAGAAAAAAAAGAAUCCAGCCGCAGAAGUACACCAUGCGCCUCCCCCGUGUGGGACGCCGUUGAUACUCCAAAUAAUAAUAACAUUAUGUCAACGUCGAGCCACAGCGGAGCCCGUUUGCUAUGGUUUUGUUCGGCUUACUCGCCGUUAUUGACGACCGCCUGGAACGCCGCCCCGCAACUACUCAGAUGGAUUAGGUAAUCCAGCACGGAUAAAGGCAUACAUUGCAAGGCGUGGAACACGGAUUCUGGUUUCCCACCAGAUGUGGGCGUUCACCGGCUAGAGGAGUUGAAGUCACGUCGAAUGAUGGCGUCACGUUGGGCUCAGUCUUGUGAUGACGAUCUCGAGCGACAACAAGCGAGAUCGUCGUUCUGUGAGAAUGACUCUGCCGAGUGGAGAGGCUUGGACCCGAGAGAAGAGGAAUCGUUUUCAUGGCCGAGACCCAAAACGGUGCUUCUGCGUCGCACUUGUCACGGAUUUGGCUUUACCCUGCGGCACUUCAUUGUGUACCCGCCGGAGUCAUCCACGCACUACUUCCUGGGGGAAGAUGUUGGGCGCAGAGGGAGACAGCGGAACAGGCUCGAGCCGAUGGACACUAUUUUCGUGAAGCAAGUCAAGGAGGGCGGUCCUGCACAUGGAGCUGGCCUCUGUACAGGUGAUCGCAUUGUGAAGGUGAAUUGCGCAAGUAUCAUUGGAACAUACUGUGAGGUUAUAUCUUUGAUCCAAGACAGCGGUGACUUUUUGGAACUUUGUGUGAUGCCCAAAGAUGAGGACAUACUACAGCUGGCCUACUCCCAGGAUGCCUACCUCCGUGGCCCCAACAGCUACAGUGGAAAUGCCUGUCACAUUCCUGAGCCGCCCUCUGUAUGCUACCCAAGAGUAGACUGUAAGCCUACGGGCAUGGCCCAAGCCACAGACUCAGCGGGUCCGGGCAUCAGGGGCUCAGCAGCACCUUCCGACUAUGGAUACCGCAAGGAGAUCACUGUGCCCCCAUCCUUCCCUCCUAAGUCAUAUCCAAAAAGUCAGAUGGCGGUGUGCAUGCGCAACGACAGUGUGAGGACGACAAUGGUGGUUCCACCUGAGCAUAUGGGACGUAUGGGUCCAGCACAUAGAAUAGAUUACAUGGAACCUGCAUUUGUAAGGGGGAGGCCUGCGUCAUUAGCGCAGUAUCCUCAUCCGCGAAAGGCAGAUGUCCAUCACGGCGGGCCAGGACUUGCUCCAUAUAGAGGCCCCACACCUCACUACCCAGCCACCCAACCAAAUAUUGAUUGGCGAACCUACCAAACGUAUAGGGAAUACAUUGACAACAAAGGAAUCCAUUCCCAUGGUAGUCGUAGUAUCCAGGAGAGGCUUGAUAGCCUGCGAGCUUCCAAUCAAAAUAGUUUUGAAACUUCACAUCACAUUCCCCAAAUGGGCUGGGGUCCGAAGGGGAUCCGCAGAAGGAGUACUUCCCAUGAACGCUCUUACCACGGACCGCCCCCCCACUUCCAAGUUGCCCCACGCAGUGCCUCCCAGGACCGCAUGAUCAGUUCUGAAAGGAUGAGCCACGCCAGGAACUGGCCACCAAGGAGCAUGUCUCAAGAUGGCCUUAUGCAUAAAAGACGGUCACACUCCACAGACUAUGUUGACCCAACAGAGAUUGCUCAGCCCAUUGAGAGGAGAGGAUAUCGAGGAGCAGAUCAUGGUAUGAGGCCCAGCAGACAGUCUAUGCCGAGACAGGCCAUGCUGUCCAGGCCUUCUGUUGUAUACAACAGUGGCCAGAGGGGGCCACACAAUCCUUCUAUGUACACUAAAGGACCCAAUUCUCUCCAGAACCACUCCUCACCCAUGCUCUCAGACAGACAGAAGCAAACAAGUGGUGACCAAAAUGCUAACCAUUCUGGCCACAAAAACCAUCAAGGCCACAACAGAGUGAGAGCUGAAAGCAUGCAACCUGUUGAGGCCAAGAGAGAUGUAACCUUUGUAGGGAAAAGGUCCUCUUCAUGCUCCACCCAAAAACAGAUGCCUCAGCGGUCUGGCAUCCUCAAACCGAGCCGUGAAGAUUCUCAAAGCCAGGCGACUGGACGUAGCCUCUCUGAGUCCGGGGUCGUCAUGAGGCCUAAGCCGCCGUCUGGAACGAACCCCAGCCCUCUGCGCCACCCCUCCUACAUCCUUGCUGUGAAUGAUGACGAGGGGGCAGAUUCCACUGCCGACGUCGCGGCAUGCUGGCUUCCCAACGACGCACGUCGGGAGAUGCAUAUACGUCGCCUCGGGGAACGUUACACCUCCUGCUCCAGCAACCUGGAUGAGUCAUUGGAUUCUAUUCCAUUCAUCGAUGAGCCCGUCAGCCCCAGUGUUGACAAGAAUGCUGCUCCUAUUCCACCCUCCGCUGUCAUAUCUGUCCCACCAUCAGUAGCCACAGGUCCUUCUAGUCCUGACUCACCAUGUCCUCCCAUUCGCCGACAGCUGUCACAUGACCAAGAGUCCCUGAGAAGUGCUUUGCUGGAGUCAGAAUCUGCCAGUCAAACUGAGCGGUCUAAAUCCUACGAUGAAGGUCUGGAUAAUUGCCAAGAAGACGGGAGAGGACUAUCUUCAAGUAAGCAUAUGCCAAGCCUCAGAGGCCUGAGAAAGGCACUGGAUGGGCAUAAAUCGUCCGGAGACUCUGGAUCUAAUAGGGAUUCCUCUGCAGAUAUCUUUUCUGACUCUUCCAAGGAAGGGUUGCUCAACUUUAGGCAGCUUUGUACCGAUAAAAAUAAGCGUGUUAGUGGAGGGAUGAAGUCAUGGAAGCAGAUGUAUGCAGUUCUACAAGGCCACACACUGACCCUCUUCAGGGACAGGAAAGAUGCGCUCUCGCACGUCACCACGCUGCCCGAUGAGGAGCCGCUACGAAUCAGCAUUAAGGCAUGCCUGAUUGACAUCUCCUAUAGCGACACACGGCGCAAGAAUGUGCUGCGUCUGACAACCUCCGAUUGCGAGUACUUAUUCCAGGCUGAAGGGAGGGAGGACAUGUUGACCUGGAUUCGAGUCAUUCAGGAAAACAGUAAUCCAGAUGAAGAGAAUGCUACGGUAACAAGUCAGGAUUUGAUCAGUCGAAAGAUCAAAGAAUACAACAUGAUGAGCGCGCCCAGCAGUAGGUCUGAACCUUCGCCCAAAACCUCCCGUCAGUCCUUGAGCAUCAAACAAGCCUUUUUGGGAGGGAAGACCGACAGCAAGAGCCACAGCCCCCAUUCCCCCAAAUCAGAAGAGCGGAGGACACUGAGAGAUGAGGCUAGUCCACCGAGGGACAGAGGUGCAUGGAAAAUUGGCAUCCCGGGCAUCAUGAGAAAACCAUUCGAAAAGAAGACACCGGCUGGCGUCACAUUUGGAGUGCGGCUGGAUGACUGUCCACCCGCACAGAGCAAUAGGUUUGUUCCCCUGAUCGUGGAGGUGUGUUGUAAUGUGGUGGAGGACAGAGGCUUGGAGUACACGGGGAUCUACAGAGUUCCUGGAAACAACGCCGCCAUCUCUAACAUGCAGGAGGAACUCAACACUAAAGGCAUUGCUGACAUCGACGUCCAAGAAGAUAAAUGGAGAGAUCUUAAUGUCAUCAGUAGUUUACUCAAGUCUUUUUUCCGAAAACUACCCGAACCCCUGUUUACAAAUGAGAAGUAUGCUGACUUUAUUGAAGCCAACAGAACAGAGAACUCCGUUGAGAGACUUAAGGAGCUGAAGAAGCUGAUCCAGGAACUGCCUGAUCACCACUAUGAAACCCUAAAAUUUCUCUGUGCUCACCUCAAGAGGGUGUCUGACAACUGUGAGAAAAACAAGAUGGAACCUCGAAAUCUGGCCAUUGUGUUUGGCCCGACGCUGGUCCGAACCUCCGAGGACAACAUGACAAACAUGGUCAACCACAUGCCUGACCAGUGCAAGAUAGUUGAGAACCUGAUCCAACAGUAUGACUGGUUCUUCACUGAAGACUGCGAUGAAGAUCCUGUUACGACGGCCGAGCAGGAAAGCACAGUGCAGUCUCAGCCUGUCCCCAACAUCGACCACCUGCUCUCCAACAUCGGACGGACGGCGAUGUCUCCGGGCGAAGUCUCAGAUUCAGCAUGUAGUGACUCCUCCAAAUCAAAGAGCCUCUGGGGGUCUGGGAAGGAUCAGUGUAGCAAAGAGAUGCUGCGCUCUUCCUUUUUCGUCAGCCGCAAGCGCAAGAAGUCCAAAGACAAAGCGCAGCCCAGCAGUUCGGAUGACGACCUGGACGCUUUCCCCAGGAAGGAGAUCCUGGGAGAGAGCCAGCAGCAGCCUCCUUGGUCUCCAGCGAGUCGCACUGAGGAGGAGGAGAGGGAGGAGGGCACCAGUGAGACAGAGCAGCCGAGGAACACCUCUGAGGAACAGCUCGACAAAGCCGACGAGACCGAGGUGCCUCCCGAACUCAGAGCCUCCUCACGUCUCGCCGGUUCUCCGUUCGCGUCACCCUCCCCCUCCCCGAGCUUCAACAGCCACCCGGCGGCAGCGGUCGCACACCAGGCCUCGCUGUCGGACCCGCCCUCCAACUACGACGACACGGUGUCCGACCUCGGUACAAUGAACAGCACCAGCUCCCGGGCCUCCGCACCAAGAACCAGACGCUGCAGGACGGCGCCCCUGGGACAGGAUGCGGGCGCCGGCGGGCCAGCAGCCGAAGUGUGCUCCAUCACCUCCGACUACUCCACCACGUCAUCCAUGACCUUCAUGACCGGCGGCGAGCUCAACACCCUGAGUCCGGAAGUGCGCUCCGUGGCGGAGAGCAGGGGAGGGGACGACGACGCCGACGACGAGCGGAGCGAGCUCUUCAGCGAGGGCCGGCCCGCCGAGACAGACAGCGAAAGCGACAUUUCCGUCUUCGCCGCGGCGUCGGCCGACCGCCGAGACCCGCAGGAGGCCCCGCGACCGUUGGCCUCCCACAGGCUCAUCGACUGCGACACGCUCUCCAGAAAGAAAGCCGCUCGACAGAAGACCGACAGCGAGUCCUCGCUGGAUGGCCCUCGCGCCGACAAAGAUUCCAACAGACUGUCGCUGGUUUCAGGCAAGGGUCGCUCCACCGGCAGCAUCAGCUCGUCGUCCCGCGGCGAGCUGGAUAAGGCGGAGCCGGCGUGGAAACUGAAGAUCACAGACCGGCUGAAAGUGCGUCUGCGCGUGUCAGUGGACGACAUGUUCGGCGUGGGCAGCCAGCGGAGCGUCGAGGGCCGCAGUAAGAAGAACAACAUCCGGCGCAGACACACCAUGGGCGGGCAGAGGGACUUUGCCGAGCUGGCGGUUCUGGGCGACUGGCCGCAUCAGGCCCUCUGCUCGGGCUCCCGCUCUGAGCUGUCGGCCGUGGACCGCCUGAGACCCAAAUGCAGCUCCCAGGACUUCUCCAUUGGCGACUGGAUCGCACGCGAACGCCAUCGCGCCAGCAAUCCCGAGGUGAGCCUGGACCUGGCUGAGCAGCAGGGGGCGCUGUGCGUAGGCAGCGGUCCUCACAGCUCCUCGGAACUCUCGCAUCGCGAGGCCGAGGCUUUGAACGGCGGCGCGCCGCAGGCUAAGAGUCUGAGCUUGUCGGCCACGGCGCACCCGCACAAACUGGCGAGUUCCCAGGUGGUCCACUCGCGCUUCUAUCAGUACCUGUGAGUCUGUUUGUGUGUGCUUUGGUCGUUCAAGUCUGUGUGAUGUUGGUGAAUGAGCAUGUUGUACGCGUAACGUAUUGUCAUGUGAAGUGCGUGUGAGACAAUAGCUGUGGACCUUGUGUUUAAGGCAUGGAACAAAUACGGUUUAUACAUCUAUUUUUUUAAUGAUAACCGAUGUGGGGACGGACCAGGCGCAGGACUUCCUCCCUCCUUACGCAAAUAUCUGCCACACUGAAGACUUGCCAAGCACAGUGACACAUGAAUGAAGGAGUAGAUUUUAAGAAAGAUUAGAAAAGGUAUAGAUUUAUAGUUUUUGCAGAUGAGUUAUUUUUGUGCAAAUAAAAGUGAUAGUAUAUGUGAACCAGUAACCAAAUGAAGAAUGUACAGACAGAUGUGCUCACCGUAACGCCGACUAAAAGCUUGAGACGCUUGUGUUCGUGCUAAAAUGUACGUACGUGCUCUGUGUGUACUUGAAUCACAUUUUCGGUACGACGUGCGCAAGGACUGCUGACGAGCUCUUUGCUGUGUCAAAGAGGCUUUUCCAAAGGUACAACGCUGACCAGAAGACAGUGGACUUACAGUAUGCACACGUUAAAUAAUACACUUCUUCGUGGUUCGAAAGAGCAGUGAACAAAAUGGAACAAAAAGUUGGGAGCAGAAAAUGGGUAAUGAAAUUGACAAAAAAAAAAAAAAAAAACUUAGGAAGUGCCUGACAAUGAAAUGUUAAGGGUGCCAUAUUGUCUUGUUAUACAGUACUGUGAAUGACCUUUUCCAUUGUUGACUGUCGUUCUACAGGUUCUCUAAGAAUAAUGCCGAUCUUCCAUUCCUGAGGCAUUCCACUCUGGUCUUAACACAUUUUCUACUUUGUUUCCACAGUUGGUUUUAAUUUUUUUCUUUAACAACUUGAAUUUUAAAUAUUCACUGUAAAAUACGUAACUUAAAUGUACAUACGGAUGCCACGUUUUAGCUGCUUUACUUCGCAUUUCCAUCCUACGUCGCAGGUUUCCGUACAGUCAUUGUGGGAUGAUGAUGAUGGUACAGCGUACGAGGAAGCGCAAACCAUGCAAAUGCUGCGUUCCGCAUGAUUGGGAGAGGAGUGCACAGACUCCGGAAACACUGGAAAUACAUUUUGUCAAUGGCGAUGA